AAACUUCUCCUCCCCAGUUUAUUCCUGCAGCCCCGCGGUCAACAACUUCACACCGACUGGUUUGGAGCCACUUGUUGGUGAUGUUGCGUUUAAUCCGCGCUGGAUCCUGUUCUUUAAACUCGUUGUUGUGUUGAAGGAGAGGAAAAAAAGAUGUCAAACUCGGGCUGUUUGGAGGUUUUUCUCCUCACUGCAGCGGUUCUCUGGGGCAGCUCUGCCAGCGUUCAGAGCUCCAGGAGCAGCUUUUCCCGAUCAUCCAGGAGCUCUGAGCCUGUCAUGAUCCCACGCCGGGUUCACCUGAGCGAAGAGCAGCUGAGCCGGCUGCACUUCAAGCCCACGAUCAGCUCCAUGCUGCUGUCAGAGGGACAGGACGCCAAGUUCAACUGCUCCAUCGACAUCCCCGUGACAGAGCUGGGGCCCACCAUCGUCUGGAAGAAGGACGGGACGGAACUGCCCGUCAGCGUUCACACCAAUGACCUGAAGACCACCACCGAUGGAGUCACGACGAUCCUUUCCACCGUCAUCAUCAGCCAGGUGCAGCGGGCGCACGCAGGAGUGUACCUGUGCACCCUAAGCAUCAACGGAGAGGUGAAGAAGUCGAGGCCGAUCACGGUCGACGUGGAAGGUCUGCCGACGUUUACCCAGCAGCCCGAGGACCUGAACGUUACAAAGAACGCCCCGUUCACGCUGUCGUGUCGKGCCGUCGGUCCUCCUGAACCCGUCGAGAUCCACUGGCUGCGGAACGGACUGUCGGACAGCGAGCGCUUCCCCUCUCCCAGCAGCUACUCUGUGCCAGGUGUUGACAGGUACACUAGGUUCAGUUGUGCAGCUUACAAUUCAAAAGGUGUCUCUACAUCCAGAGAAGCCAACAUUAACAUCAAAGUUCUUCCCAGUCCUGUGUUCAAUGUUACCGUGACGGAGAGGCAGUCCAACAAACUGAUGCUGAGCUGGAGCCCCGGACARGAUGGCUUCUCUCCACUCACCAGUUGUCACAUCAGGGUGAAAGAGGUGAGUCGUAGGAAAGGGGAAGUGACGACCACCAGAUUCGUCAARGUCACCGUGCCGCCGUUCCAUUGUGAAGUCCCCGGGCUGAAAGCCAUGAUGAGCUAAUAAAUGAGUGUUUCCUGUAGCAACGAGGUGGGGUCCUCACCGGUCUCUGUGUGGGUCCAGAGCAACACCACGGAGGGAGUGCCUUCAGUUUAUCCACAAGACGUCACCGUGCACCUGAAUGAGUCGUGGCUGGUGAUCAGGUGGAAGCCUCCACCYGAGGAUAAGAUAAACGGCGUCCUGCGUGGCUAUGAUGUCAUCGUGAGGCACGAUGCUGAUCAUAAGAAGGUCCACACUAACACCACAGUGGCCUUUGUACAWCUGACAGACUUUAAUCACACCUACAGCGUGGAGGUGGCUGCGUGCACGCAGGCAGGGAGCGGCAUGCUCAGCAAACCAGUCCGGCUCUUCGUGCCGGGGGACCAUUCAGCGGUGACCCCUACCCCAAGCCCGGACUCAGGGGCUCCAAACACGACGAUGAUUGUGCUCACCGUGCUUUUUUUCUGUUUUCUGAUAAUCAUCUCGAUGGUUCUGUAUUUCCGCUACAAAACGAUCGACUGUUUUGGGUGGAAGUUGGGACCUGGAGAAAACUCACAACCUGUCAUCCUGCACGCCAACCACAGAUCAUACAACCGCACAGCAGUAGCGGUCACACUUGCAAACCUUGGUAUUAGUGAAGAACUCCAGGCUAAACUUCAGGACGUGAUGAUCAUGAGGACCCUGCUCUCGAUAGGAAAGGUCCUUGGAGAAGGUGAAUUCGGCUCCGUUGUUGAGGGACGUUUGAGGAAACUGGACGGCACGUCUGAAAACGUUGCAGUGAAGACAAUGAAAAUGGAUAACUUCUCUCACAGGGAGAUUGAGGAGUUCCUGAAUGAGGCAGCCUGCAUGAAAGAUUUCAACCAUCCUAAUGUCAUCAAACUGCUCGGUGUGUGCUUGGAAGUAAGCUCAGAACACGUUCCUAAACCCAUGGUCAUCCUCCCGUUCAUGAAGCAUGGAGACCUGCACAGCUUCCUGCUGCGCUCACGCCUGGGAGAGAGUCCAACGACCCAGUUCCUGCCCACUCAGACCCUCCUGAGGUUCAUGAUCGACAUCGCUUUGGGGAUGGAGUAUCUCAGCAGUCGUAACUUCCUGCAUCGUGACCUGGCAGCUCGUAACUGCAUGCUGCGUGAUGACAUGACGGUGUGCGUCGCAGACUUCGGCUUGUCCAAGAAGAUCUACAGUGGAGAUUAUUACAGGCAGGGCCGAAUCGCUAAAAUGCCUGUAAAAUGGAUCGCAGUGGAAAGUUUAGCUGAUCGAAUAUUUACUGUAAAGAGUGACGUUUGGGCGUUUGGUGUCACCAUGUGGGAGAUCGCCACGCGAGGCAUGACGCCGUACCCCGGAGUCCAGAACCAUGAGAUUUAUGACCACCUGGUUGAAGGUCACAGACUGAAGCAGCCUCCGGAGUGUUUGGAUGAACUUUAUGAGAUCAUGUACAGCUGCUGGAGAACCGACCCAGUGGACAGACCUUUGUUUCUGGAGCUGCGGGAAAGGUUGGAAAAGCUCGCAGAAAAGCUCCCCGAGUCUUCCAGCAGAGCGGACAUCAUUUAUAUCAACACCAGCUUUCCCGAGGAGGACCGCGAUCGGGAGGCGCCUCCCGAGGAGCAGCCGGCGCUCAGCUCCUCGCCGUCCUGCGGCCGCCCGGCGGCAGGACACGCCGUCGUUUCUGCCGACGUCCACGGGUGCCAGGAGGAGGACGGGGACGGCGACCGCUACGUGGUGGUGAUCUCUUCUAACAGCUCGCAGAGAUCUCUGGCGGUGGACACGCCUCUUCUGUCGGGUGAAACUUUAAAUCGAACAAACGAAGACGCGAGGACUGAUGAAACAGCCGCGGAUCACAGCUCGAGUGACACUUCGCUUCUUUUAUAACGCUUCGUUAAAACUCUCAUCACGAUUCAUCGGCACUAACUGGUUCUCUUGGUUGCACUUUAAGCACCUCCACCGUCCUCCUUACAGUUAAUGUUGGUCUAUAAGCUGUUUAUCCUUCAUGUGACCCGUUUAUGGUUCAGUGUUGGGAAAAUAUGUGACAAAAUCAGACAUGGCAAUGCUCCUUUUUCAUAAGCUUAAAAUGCUCUGAAAUGUGAAAAACUUGACAGUAUUCUGUGUUUCAGUGUAAAUAAGGUCAUGUACAGAACAAUAAGUUGAUCUUGUAUUAUAAAAAUAAAUGUUCUUUGCAUAUAAAAUCA
This is a messenger RNA of Austrofundulus limnaeus, 3266 nucleotides long. It is a transcript of the gene mertka, whose product is annotated as c-mer proto-oncogene tyrosine kinase a. The record is from RefSeq and is a predicted model, not a curated record. Lineage: Eukaryota; Metazoa; Chordata; Actinopteri; Cyprinodontiformes; Rivulidae. Gene Ontology annotation, molecular function: transmembrane receptor protein tyrosine kinase activity; ATP binding; protein binding. Gene Ontology annotation, biological process: phagocytosis; cell migration; protein phosphorylation. The transcript has 19 exons. Gene Ontology annotation, cellular component: plasma membrane; signaling receptor complex.